AUGGCAAUCCGGAGAAGAAGAUUUAUCCUGCUUGUGGUAGCAUGCAUUCUCUUCUUGCUCUGGCGUCUACCGGAUUCUGGUUCCAGUCAGCCUGGGACCAUUCGACAUGAGAUUCUGAUCACUCAAGAGGAGUCUAUUCCGGGAGAGUCUUCACAGUCUCACGGAGCAGAGAGAGAGCCAGAGCCAUUCAAAUCCCAAUCGUCCAGCAAAUCCACGCCUCAGGACACGCAGAAGUUAUCUCAAGUACAUCCACUUCUCAGCCCCAUUACUGACUUUAUCCCGGUCCCCAAACCCCCAACAUCUAAACUUCCUCGCGUUCAGUAUGGAUUCAAACCCGAGAGCAAGGCUGCCACAGAAAUCCGCCAUGCCCGACUGGAGAAAAUCAAAGAAGCCAUGUUCCACUCAUGGAAUGGCUAUCACAACAGAGCCUGGCUGAAGGACGAAUUGGCCCCGGUCACAGGAGGUUAUAGAACGACUUUGGGCGGCUGGUCGGCCACCUUGGUCGACGCACUCGACACUCUCUGGCUCAUGGGCCUGAAGGACGAGUUCGAAGAUGCACUUCAAGUGGUAUCUGGCAUCGACUUCGACACUCCUGCCCAUCUUCCCAUCAACGUCUUUGAAACGACGAUUCGCUAUCUGGGCGGCCUGCUGGGCGCAUACGAUGUGAGCAAUGGGAAAUAUCCCAUCCUGCUCCAAAAGGCCCGGGAAGUCGGCGACAUGCUCUAUGCUGCAUUCGACACCCCCAACCACAUGCCAGUGACUCGCUGGUCGAAGAUCGGCGUCGAAGUCGCCGAGGGCAAUGCUCUAAUCGCAGAGCUCGGUUCACUCAGCUUGGAAUUCACACGACUCACGCAACUUACGGGCGAUCCGAAAUUCUACGACGCCAUCCAGCGAAUCUCGGACUGUCUUGAGAGCCAGCAAAGUCGGACCAAAGCACCGGGUCUGUUCCCUCACACCGUCAAUGCGAGAGAAUGUUAUUUUGGCGACGGCGUCACAUUCUCCAUCGGCGGCUUUGCAGACUCGGUGUACGAAUAUUUCCCCAAGGAAUAUCAAUUGCUAGGCGGAGCCAUGGAGCAGUACCGAUCCCUCCAUCAAAAUGCCACCGACGCUGUGAAGAAAUUCAUCCUCUUCAGACCCAUGACGCCGGAUAAUGAAGAUAUUUUGAUGGCAGGUACACUCAAGGCGUUCAGACCGGGACACGUCGAAUUGAACCCACAAAUGCAACAUCUCGCCUGUUUCGCUGGGGGCAUGUUCGCGCUGGGAUCCCAACUUUUCAACUGUCCUGAUGACCUCGACGUCGCUCGGAGACUAGUGCACGGCUGUAUCUGGGCCUACAACCAGACCCCGACAGGCAUCAUGCCCGAAUUGUUCCACGUCGUCCCCUGCCCUGACGAAAACGACGACCCUGAAUGUAACUGGGACGAAAAGGCCUGGUCCAAAGACAUGCUGCGGCGCAACUCCAACGACGAAUCUUCUCAGGACAAAUACCUCCUCGAAUCCGAGCGGUUGCGCCAGAAAGCCCAGCGUCUUCGCCUACCCAAAGGCAUCUCGGCAAUCGCCAGCCGAGGCUACGAACUGCGUCCCGAAGCCAUUGAAUCCAUCUUCGUCUUCUACCGGAUCACCGGGGACGAAACGCUGCGCGAAUCCGCAUGGCAAAUGUUCGAAGCCAUCACGUCCCGCACCCGGACAGAAUGGGGUUUCUCGUCCAUCGACGACGUGACUAAUGUGAAUACGUGGAAAGUGGACAAGAUGGAGAGUUUCUGGAUGGCUGAGACAUUGAAGUAUUUCUGGCUGUUGUUCGAGGAACCGGGUGUGGUGUCCCUCGAUGAGUUUGUGCUGAAUACAGAGGCGCAUCCGUUUCGAUUGCAGACGAAAUAA
Molecule: messenger RNA, 1878 nt
Organism: Rhinocladiella mackenziei CBS 650.93
Lineage: Eukaryota; Fungi; Ascomycota; Eurotiomycetes; Chaetothyriales; Herpotrichiellaceae
Exons: 1
Coding region: 1-1878 (625 amino acids)
Biological process (GO): carbohydrate metabolic process; N-glycan processing
Cellular component (GO): endoplasmic reticulum; Golgi membrane
Molecular function (GO): mannosyl-oligosaccharide 1,2-alpha-mannosidase activity; calcium ion binding
Source: RefSeq, a predicted model, not a curated record